Messenger RNA from Aspergillus candidus, 1521 nucleotides. Its product is annotated as MFS transporter. Lineage: Eukaryota; Fungi; Ascomycota; Eurotiomycetes; Eurotiales; Aspergillaceae. The coding region runs from base 1 to 1521 and encodes 506 amino acids. Gene Ontology annotation, biological process: transmembrane transport. The record is from RefSeq and is a predicted model, not a curated record. Gene Ontology annotation, molecular function: transmembrane transporter activity. The transcript is spliced from 4 exons.
AUGUCGACAUCCUCCUUGGGAGAAUCAGGGUCCGAAAAGCGUGACACUACAACACCCCAAGUUGUCGACUUACCGGAUUCCAAAGCGACAAGCGAUGCGUCGGUCGCAAAGCUCGAGGAGGGCGCCAAAUUAGACGAGCCGGAAUGGGUGGAAUGGGAUGGUCCCGAUGAUCCACGGAAUCCGCAAAACUGGUCGAGUCUGAGGCGGUGGUGCAUCGUUGGGUUGGUUUCAGCGGUCACGUUCAACAUUUCGAUGGCGUCGACUGUGACGGCGCCCGCGGUGCCUCUGAUCAUGAAGCGGUUCCAGGCCAGCAACCAGGAGCUGGAAUCGUUUGUCGUCUCGGUAUACAUUAUCGGAUUCGUCUUUGGUCCCCUAGUGGUCGCCCCUCUAAGUGAAUUGUACGGCCGUGCAAUCAUCCUGCAUUCUACGAACGUCCUAUUCCUCAUCUUCACCAUUAUCGGUGCCUUGAGCACCAACCUGGGCAUGUUCAUCGCGUUCCGGCUGCUGAUGGGCCUGGUAGCGUGUACUCCCUUAACCCUGGGGGGAGGGUUUAUUGCCGAUCUGAUGGCUGCCCAGUCUCGAGCAAAAGCUCUGAGUAUUUGGACGACGGGCCCCUUACUGGUGUGUCCUGUCAUUGGAGGUUACCUUGCCCAAGGAGCUGGGUGGCAGUGGGUCUUUUGGCUUGUUGCCAUUCUGUCCGGAGUCUUGACACUGGCAUGCCUGGCUUGCAUCCCAGAGACGUAUGCCCCCGUCCUCUUAAUCCGCAAAGCAGCGCGCCUGCGAAAGGAGACCGGCAACCCCAACCUGGGUUCAAAAUAUGACGAUGCGAAAAAUCCUCUGCGGACUUUUGCGACGGCCAUUAUUCGACCGACUAAGAUGCUCCUCUUCGCUCCCAUUGUCACGAUCAUGGCCGUCUACAUAGCCUUGAUCUACGGAUACAUGUACUUGCUCUUCACAACAUUUACCUUCAUCUUCAUCGGCCAAUACGGUUUUAAUUCCGGAGAGGCGGGCCUUGCAUACCUGGGAGUCGGGGUCGGAUUCAUUCUUGGUCUUUUUGCUACGGGGUUCUACUCGGACACAUUCGUCAAGAGGAAGAGACAGAGCGGAGUUCCUAAGCCCGAAGACCAUCUCGUUCCAGUGAUAUUGGGUGCUAUUCUGAUUCCGAUCAGCUUCUUCUUCUACGGCUGGACUGCUUAUUAUAAAACGCACUGGAUUGUACCCAUCAUCGGUAGUGGGUUUUUCGGCCUUGGUAUGCUCUGCGCGUUCAUGCCAGUUCAGCUGUACCUCGUUGAAACAUACACCAUCUACGCAGCGAGCGCCAUCGCAAGCAACACGGUUCUCCGAUCCAUUCUUGGUGCGGUCCUUCCCCUCGCGGGCCAAAAGAUGUACCAGACCCUCGGUUUGGGGUGGGGCAACAGUUUGCUAGGAUUUAUUUCUUUAGUAUUUAUUCCCGUUCCUUUUCUGCUGGUGAAGUAUGGAGAGAGGAUCAGGUCAAGUCCUCGCUUCCAGAUAAAGCUAUAG